CCUGCACACAAAAGCAGCAUAAUUAACCGUCUUAAGGCAGCCGAGCCUCCGCCAGCUGCGAGCGGGCAGGAAGAAACACCUCGGAGGCACGGCCGGUGCCGGUGAGGGGGCGCGCUCGCAGCGGGGCGAGGGGCAGCCGGCUGACUGCGAACUGCGUCCGUUCCCCCACCUCCGGACAAAAGCGCCCCCCGUCUGCGCCGCCACGUUGCUCCGGGUGACCUUCCUUGCGUGCAGAGUCCGCCGCUGCGCGCACCUUCCUCGGAUGCUCUGAAGGCCCAGGGACCGCUCUCGGAAGGCGAGGGAUGUCCGGCUGCGUCGGCGCGGGGCUCGCCUUUGUCUGCGCGUAACCCGCAGAGGCCGCGGAGGACCCAGCUCUGCUUCAAGCCAGCGCGCCUCUCCUCUGUUCCCAUGGGGACCACUGAAGCUACGCUCCGGAUGGAAAACGUGGACGUGAAGGAAGAAUGGCAGGACGAAGGCCUUCCCAGGCCACUCCCGGAAGAGACAGGGAUGGACCCGCUUGGCAGCCCCACGGAAGACACGUCCUCCCCUCCCAACACAUUGAACUUCAACGGAGCUCAUCGUAAGCGGAAGACACUGGUCGCCCCCGAGAUCAACAUUUCGCUGGAUCAGAGCGAGGGCUCCCUGCUGUCCGACGACUUCCUGGACACCCCUGAUGACCUCGAUAUCAACGUGGACGACAUCGAGACCCCGGACGAGACCGACUCGCUGGAGUUUCUGGGAAAUGGCGAGGAGCUGGAGUGGGAAGAUGACACCCCGGUGGCCGCCGCGAAGAACAUGCCCGGUGACAGUGCAGAUCUGUUCGGGGACGGCGCAGUGGAGGACGGCGGUGCCACCAACGGGCGCCUCUGGCGGACGGUGAUCAUCGGAGAACAAGAACACCGGAUUGACCUGCACAUGAUCCGACCCUACAUGAGGGUAGUGACCCACGGAGGGUACUACGGCGAGGGUCUCAACGCCAUCAUCGUGUUCGCUGCCUGCUUCCUCCCGGACAGCAGCUCCCCCGACUACCACUACAUCAUGGAGAACCUCUUCCUGUACGUCAUCAGCAGUCUGGAGCUGCUGGUGGCCGAGGACUACAUGAUCGUCUACCUGAACGGCGCCACCCCCCGGCGGAGGAUGCCUGGCAUCGGCUGGCUGAAGAAGUGUUAUCAGAUGAUCGACAGGAGGUUGCGAAAGAACCUGAAAUCGCUGAUCAUUGUGCACCCGUCCUGGUUCAUCCGCACGGUGCUGGCGGUGUCCCGGCCUUUCAUCAGCGUCAAAUUCAUCAACAAGAUCCAGUACGUGCACAGCUUGGAAGAUCUGGAACAGCUCAUCCCCAUGGAACACGUGCAGAUCCCCGAGUGCGUGCUACAGUACGAAGAGGAAAGGCUCAAGGCCAGGAGAGAGAGCGCCAGGCUGCAGCCCGAAUUCGUCCUGCCCAGGUCUGAGGACAAGCCGGAGGCGGUGCUGGCAGAGGACAGGCCUGCUCCAGCCACAGAUCAGGAAACGAGCAUGUCCUGAGGUGACAAGACUACAGAGAAGGACAAGACAGAAGAUUCCAGAUGGCAAGAAACCUCUGUCAGACGCCCUCUGGUCCUGGACCUCCUCCCCGCCUUGUCCUGACGCCCCUGUCUUUGGAGGGGGCCAGUCCCCGCCAUCCAUCUCUGAAACCCAGCACCCUUUUGAGCCGCUUGAAAACGUUUUUGUUUCGUUUUGUUUUCAAACAACGCGGUAUGUUCCAGAAAAGGACCUGGUUCUCAGCCCUCCACGCUCACGAGCUCGCGGCCCAGAAGAGGAAGACGGCCCAGGGCGUGGCCCGUGUGCCCUCGACGGCUUCAGAGAGCCCCUCCUCGCCCUCACCACCACCAUCACUGCACAAAGUCCUAGCUCAAGACCCUUCUCUGGUUUGUCACCUGGCCCACCCUGGUUUGUCACCUGGCCCACCCCGGAGCCACGGAUGCCCGCCAGCUCCUUGGCCGGAUCUGGACUCGUUCUUGUGCCUUUUCUCCUAGAACACCCCCUGCGGCCCUGGGCACGUGGCCCGGAAGCUCAGCCCCUCCCCCCCCCCCCCAGCAGCGCUGUGCCCCGGGGACCUCCCGUCCCGGCACCUCAUGGCUUUACACUUGACCAGCUCCCCUCGCCUUCAUCUCCCGAUCUUCUUUGGGAUUAAUGGAGUCCACGAUGGCACACGCGAGCUGCUGAGAAUCACCCCCGCCCCGCAGUUGCAAACCCGCCCCCCCCUUCUAGAACAUUCUCAAGCCCCUUUAAUGGACGCCACACCACAGGGCAAUCCUGAUCAAUACCUCCUACUGAGGGAAUGAAGUGUCCCCGCUUUCCUGACCCCCCCCCCUCCAACACAGGGUUGGGAUGAGCCCCUCAGGUUCCCGCCAUGGGAAACCGGCUCUGAACCGCGACACAGGAAGAUACAGGUUUAUUGCAGGUUUUGAGUGUUUCGAAGUUCACUUGGGAAAAUAAAUCCCAGUGGCCUGGAUGCUACGGAGACCUGCGGUCAAAGGAGGUAAACUUACCUUGGACGGAAGUCAGACUUUUCUAAUGUGGUCCGCAUGCCCGUCAGGGUGGCCUUUAGAGGUAGUGAGUUCCCCGUCCGUGGAGGCAUUUAAGAAAAGGCUGGAUCUUCUCCAGGCCCCCUUCCCGGCCCCGUCGCUGGCUUCUUAGCAGUCUAGUUCAAGUGCCCUGGGUAUGAGGUUCUUGACCUCAGGGGAGGUGCCGGAGGCUUCUCGACCUGGGCGCAUCGAGGUGUUUUGGGUUAUUCUGAUGCCAGGAGGGAGCUGGUGGUGUUUGGUGCUGAGGGAAGGGAACACCCGACAUUUUGCCCCAUGGGGGAGGCUCCUGAAGGUCCUGAACGUCACAGAGCCGUCCCGCAUCCAAUGCCGGAGGCUCCGCCUCGAAAAACGCGGAGUCUGGGAGCCGUGUUGGGCCCCGCAUCUUCUGGGUCGGCGCAGCUCUGCCCCGGGAAGGCCGGGACGCCUGGGGGGGUUGGGGGGGGGGGGUCUUACGUUUGUGUUUCUGCUGUGUUUCCCAAAUGUCAAAUAAAGGACAGGACCGUGUUCCGGGCCCAGGCGUGUCGCCCGGAGCCUGAGGCAGCCGAGGCCAGGGGAUGGGCCUCUCCAGGCUGCCCUCCGACAGACCCCCACAGCCCCCUGUUCUGCCUGUCACCUGCCCCUGCCCGGAGCGCCUCCUUUUAGGAGGGUGCCCCGGGCGUCCCCGGGGCCGCCCCAAACUCCAGGCCCGGGAGGUGGGUCCUGCUUGCGGGGUCCACGCGGGCCUCCAUGAACACAGUAACCAGUAACCAGGGGAGGAGGCCGGAACCGGCUGCAGGCUGAGCACUGGGAACUGAGGCCGUCCGCCCGGUGCGACAGUGCGUGCCUGUGGAGGCGACAGAGGGACGGACCGAGGCGGGCCCCAGCCCACUGUGACGGGGCCUGCAGCCACGCGAGAAACCCCAACAGGGACCAGCUGGUUCCCCGCGGCCCGCCCGCCGUCCCUCCGGACCACCAGCAGCCACGGACAACGGGCAAGCAGGGCCAGGGACCCCAGCUCGGCCGCCAUGGCGGUCCCUCCAGGGUAGAGAGAGGCCCCGGGAGGCCGUCCCCAGGCGGGAGAAGUCCCACGGCACGGCUCCCUCCACACGUGUCCACGCGGGCGGUCACCCGCAGCUCCCAGCGGCUUCGCGAAAGAUGCGUCUCGGGGGCAGUUCCGGCCAAGAUGCAGUGGACCCCGAGCCCCCGUCGCGAAGGGACGCCGGGUUUCCCUCCUGUGACACGUGGGUCGUGUCCUCGGUCGUGGCUCACACGCUCAUCCUAAGGACGGCCAGUGUUGUGGUUUUUACACCCAAAGUCGUCGUGACUCCCGUCGUGAUGUUCAGACAUGGUUUCCACGGGCUUUGGGGGAUUUGUGUGGAAAUAAAGAGGCAGCAGCUGAGAA
Molecule: messenger RNA, 3945 nt
Organism: Felis catus (domestic cat)
Lineage: Eukaryota; Metazoa; Chordata; Mammalia; Carnivora; Felidae
Gene: ATCAY
Product: ATCAY kinesin light chain interacting caytaxin
Exons: 13
Coding region: 409-1521 (370 amino acids)
Biological process (GO): apoptotic process
Cellular component (GO): cytoplasm
Source: RefSeq, a predicted model, not a curated record